AUGACUACAUCCAAAUUUAAGACAAUUUGUCUUUUUUGUGGUAGUAGCUUAGGGAAGAAAAAGAGUUACAAAGAUGCUGCCAUUGAUCUUGCCAAAGAAUUGCAAAUGUUCGCACUUCAAGUGAUGAAAAACAUUGAUUUGGUAUACGGAGGAGGUAAUAUUGGAUUAAUGGGCUUGAUUGCUCAAACUCUCUUUGAUGGUGGAAGGCAUGUUCUUGGUGUGAUUCCCACACCUCUAAUGGAUAAAGAGAUCACUAGUGUCACUAUAGGAGAUUUAAAACCAGUUAAAAAUAUACACCAGAGGAAAGCAGAAAUGAGCCUACAUGCUGAUACCUUUAUUGUUAUGCAUGGGUUAGCGUGGAACCCAAUCGACACUUGUGCCACCCUCGCCAUGCCGGAGUGCAUCACCGGAAGCCACGUAACGGAAAACCUGGUCUCAUUCCUGGGGCUUACUCUUCAAGAUGGAAAAUGA
Dioscorea cayenensis subsp. rotundata (Guinea yam) is the source of this 471-nucleotide messenger RNA. RefSeq names its product cytokinin riboside 5'-monophosphate phosphoribohydrolase LOG1-like. The transcript is spliced from 5 exons. The coding region runs from base 1 to 471 and encodes 156 amino acids. Gene Ontology annotation, biological process: cytokinin biosynthetic process. Gene Ontology annotation, cellular component: nucleus; cytosol. The record is from RefSeq and is a predicted model, not a curated record. Lineage: Eukaryota; Viridiplantae; Streptophyta; Magnoliopsida; Dioscoreales; Dioscoreaceae. Gene Ontology annotation, molecular function: hydrolase activity, hydrolyzing N-glycosyl compounds.